Didymella exigua CBS 183.55 is the source of this 2994-nucleotide messenger RNA. RefSeq lists its product as uncharacterized. Gene Ontology annotation, molecular function: protein binding. The record is from RefSeq and is a predicted model, not a curated record. The transcript has 6 exons. The coding region runs from base 418 to 2871 and encodes 817 amino acids. NCBI's taxonomy places the organism in Eukaryota, Fungi, Ascomycota, Dothideomycetes, Pleosporales, Didymellaceae.
CCUUUCAACUACGAACGGCCACUUGCUGGUCAAGUGAUCUCGAUGCAUACCAACACAGUACGCUGACUUAUCUCAAGAUGGGCGUAAGCUAGGCGAACGAUGCACGAACACAUCGAAACGAUAUUUCAGGCGGAACGCCAUCUUACGCGUCCUUCCUUAACAGAGCUCACAUACUCUCCAUGUGAGCUCUGCGUCGCCCCCAUACAAAGAACUAUGUCUGCAAAUUGGUCGGUGCGCAAAGCUCACAAUAGCAUAUGCCUGGAAAGCACGAAGCAUAGGCGCCAAGAUGACCCUGCUGUAGGGAGGUUUGGACGCAGCCACGUGGACUGAGCACCAUGGCGGACUCCGCCCCUUAACUCUGUGGAGAUAUAACGUAGCCUGAGACCCUCAUCGACAUGAUCAGUCUGCAAUAGUAUCAUGGAGGGCCUUUCGCUUGUAGCAAACGGCCUUGCCGUUGUUUCUGUUGCCUUCCAACUGAGCGAAGCAUGUAUCAAGCUCUACGUAUUUUGGGAGUCGAUCGAAGACGCACCUCAGGAGAUUGCUGCCGUGAAGGAAGAUCUCCAGUACCUCAUUUCCGUCUUCAAAGGGAUCGAAAAUUCUGAGAAGCCCUUGGGCCAUUGCAUAGCCGAUGGCGUUCAGCAUUGUCGCAUCAAGAUCGCGGAUCUGAUGUCCAUCAUCGAGAAGUUUAAUGAAGGAUUUCAGUCAGAGUCACGAAGGAGGCGCUUGCGUACAUCCUUCAAAGCUGCCACGCACAGCAAGCAUCUCCAGAGAUUCCGUGACUCCUUGAACGAGACCAAGGCCACUUUGACCCUGGCUAUGGUUCAUGAAUGUGUCAUGCAAUCGCUCACGUACAAUAUAUAUGCUGACAUGAGUAUUUCCCAAAGUAUGCCAGCACGCUCAAUAGUUGGCCGAGCACGACAAGAGAUCAUACCCAGUCCGGAAAUGACCCAGCUAUCUGAGCAAAGACAAUUGCAGAGGUUUCCGUCCUCACGUGAUGGCCACCGUUUUUUUCUCCCAUUACCGGCAACUACCCAAGAUGUUACCAAGAACGCUCUGACGUACUUCGAACAAGCAGUCUCCCAGCAGGCAUUGACCGAUUCCACAAUGCAAGAAUUGAUGCUGCAUGCCAUCAGCUCUACCGCAAUCGCCACCUUCCAGUCAACGUCGCUUGAGAUCUUUGCCCAGGAUGGCUACAUGAUGGACGAAUGCGGUCAGGUACGGGCAAAGACCUUUGUCUACUCAGAAAGUCUGAGUUGCCAAGUACGCCAUGAGGCGACCAGUUUUCGAACAGCGUUGGGUUGCUUGUGGGUACGCCGGACUUUCAUCAGCCGUGCCAAAGAAAACACAAGCAAGCUUGAAAAAGCGCAGACAGUAACCUCUGUUGUUUUCUACCCAACACGAUGGCUUCAACUUAUGGGCCUCAAAAACGGAUUUGAGGCUGUAAUGGCAUCCGCUGGCAGAAGCUGGCUAUACAACUGCAGGAUAGCUGUCACUCGCGCCGUCCCAGAGGACGCGAUGAUUUUCGAGCUUUGUUUGGCAGGUGAGACUAGAGCCGUACAGAUGCUUCUGCAGAAGGGGCAAGGUAGUGUGGUUGACACGAGUCCCAAAGGUUGGAAACCUCUACACUUUGCUGCAGUAGCAGGUCAUACCGAUUUGUGCGCUAUGUUGAUCCGAGCAGGAGCAGACAAGUCUGCGCUGGUGUACGAAGGGCCCACGGAGUCUGUCCUGUCUCCAAUCUCUUUAUAUGUCUCACACUCCACAAAUCGGAGUGCCGAGGAGAAGAUCGAGAUGCUUAGACUGUAUUGCGACUGUAUUGACCUAUCCGAUGCCGAUAGCGACGGCUGGCUCGUUCAUGAGUGGCUCAAGAAAGCUUACGCAACUGAGCGAAAACCCAUAUCGCAGAACAGCAUCACUUGGCUUCUCCACCUAACAGCGAACGAAGAGUAUGUCGAGUUCAGUGCUCGAAACAUCUGGUCCGCUCUUCAGCAUGCCGUCCGAUCAGUCCUGAAUCAUGGAAGAUUCAGCAACACCCUGGAGCGCAUUCUGGAUCUAUCGCUCGAGGAGCACUUUGCCACUAGCCAACGGCAUAUUGAUGCCUUGGGCGUUUGGCUAGCUCUGCGAGUCAACGGUCGGGUGUUAUUACCGAUGGUGCUUAACGCAGGCUCAUUCCUGCAAAUGAAAGGAUUCGACUGGAUUGAUGACGAUAUGCCACAUCGGCUAUUUCUGCAGGCGCUACCCCAUCUCUACGCAGCAUGGUGUCAUACCGUGCUCGAAGCGGUCGAACAGGUUGAAAUGUAUAUGCGAGAGGAGUUCCACCAAUGCCUUGGGCAGCUCAACAUGACGCGAGAGACCUUUUUGCAUACCAUCUCUCGUGAGAAUACGAAUCAUAGGCCCACGAACGGACGAAUUUGCACAGACUGCCAGGUCGAGUACAGCGCUCUCGAUCACGGACUUGUGCAACCGGCAAGAAUCGCCGUCACCGAGUGUGUCUCGACUGGUCAUUCCUUCGACUGCAAUUGCCAGAAUAUGGACGAAAUUACCUCAUACAUGACGAAACUUACCCUACCGACUUACGCUGGCGCCUAUGACAAGGAUGGUGAAGGGCAGUACUUUGACACAGAAGAUGAAUUUUUCGACGCAGAGCCGCACAUAUUCGAUCAUACUAGUUGCAACAAGCCUGAUCCCUUCUCAGAUAUCGCUACAAUGCUAUUCCGUGCUCACGGUAGAGCGUGGAUAGGGAGCUAUGCUAUCGGCGAGGAGCUUUGCGCGUCCUGCUUCUUGUUCAGAGAAAAUUACAUCAGCAAAGAUGGUUUCGCCGCGGAUUUUCCGCCUAUGCCGAAGAGCUUCGAGAGGCUUCGAGCCAACCAGUGAGCUUUCCUGAUGGUUCACAUUAAAAAUGUCACAUCUUCUGGUCUCUCAGCUGCAGCAGACACGCUGCCCUAUAAGCCGAUGCUUUCUUGCCCCCUAUACUUUACCGAGACGCGCUCUGAUACC